AUGACCCCCGCGGCCGUCACGACCAACCUCCUCCGCGCCUCCGCCCAGUCCUUCACGCCCACGACCACGUCGCCCUCACAGCCGGCGUCCGGCCGCGCGGCUGACCCCGCCCGAAGCAAGCGGACGCGCAAGCCGCGUGCCGCACCGGCCGCGGCCGCAGGUAGCCCCCCGGCGGCCAAGCAAGAGGCCAAGCCAGCUCGGAAGCGCCAGCCUAAGGCAAGUACGGGCCCGACGAAUCCGACGCCGAUACCAGCGCCGGCGGCGACCGCCGAGGCGGCGCCAGCCAAGGCCAAGGCGCCCGUGGCCGCACCGGCGCCGACGACGGCCACCGCAACGACGACGACGACGAACGAAGACGACGGCGAGGACGAGUGCUGCCUCGUGUGCGCCGAGCCGUUCACGUACCACGCGAUCGGCGAGUGCAACCACGCGGGCAUCUGCUCGUUGUGCUCGAUGCGCAUGCGACUGCUCAUGAAGGACAAGCAGUGCCCGAUCUGCAAGCAAACCAACGACCGCGUCAUCGUGACCAAGGUCGUCGCGCCCUACGCGAGCUUUGGCAUUUGGGGCGAGACGGGCGGGCCGGGCGUCACGCUCGACGAGAAGGCCGAGAUGUUUUUCAGCCAGUGCGACGACCACCACGCCGAGCUCAUUGCGCUGCGCACGCUGCAGUGUCGCCACUGCCACGCCAAGGUCUUCAAGACGCCCGAAGAGUUUGCCGCGCACAUGCACAGCGCGCACAAGCUGUCGUUCUGCGAGCUCUGCCUCUCGCACCAGCAUUUCUUCGCCCACGAGCAGCCGCUGUACACGAAAGGCCAGCUCAAGGCCCACAACUCGCAGAUCAACCGGCAGCACUCGACCCAGAAGUUCCGCGAGUACCACCCGAACUGCGAGUUUUGCCUCCGUCGCUUCUACUCAGACGUCGAGCUCCACACGCAUCUGGAGCAGGACCACUUCAAGUGCCACCUCUGCAACGCCGGCCACCGCUACUACCGCAACUACAUUGGCCUCGAGUCGCACUUUCGCAAGCAGCACCACCUCUGCGAACACCCCACCUGUCUGGGGAACCGGUUUGUGGUGUUUGGCGACGAACUCGAGUACCAGAACCAUGUCUUUGGCUUGCACGGCGACGACACGCGCUUCCUCGCGCACGACGGCGACGACGACGACGACGACGCGCUCAUCAACCCGACGGCCGUCACGACCGAAGGCGCGACGCGGCUCGAGUUUCUCCGUCGCACCGACGUCGUCGUGUCGGACGACGACGACGACGACAAGACGGUGGACGCCACGCCGUCGCAUGCCUAA
Molecule: messenger RNA, 1305 nt
Organism: Saprolegnia parasitica CBS 223.65
Lineage: Eukaryota; Oomycota; Saprolegniomycetes; Saprolegniales; Saprolegniaceae
Exons: 5
Coding region: 1-1305 (434 amino acids)
Biological process (GO): rescue of stalled cytosolic ribosome; protein ubiquitination
Molecular function (GO): ubiquitin protein ligase activity; ribosome binding
Source: RefSeq, a predicted model, not a curated record